UCACCUGUACCUCCCAUAACACCCUCCCUUCUUCUCCUUCCAUAAAUUGGAAAUCUAGUUUCAUCCCACAUCUCCGCCAGGUGUCACAAUCGUCCUUUGGCGGUUUCUUCUCCCCGCCCCUCCAGGAUGGCAGUGCGGAAGCGGAAGAGGCUGUAGGGCCAGGGAGCCUGAUUUUAAGCCGGCUGGGUGCUGGGGUCCGGGCCGCCAGCCGCAAUGCCGAGCCCCCGUAGAACAGUCGAGGGACGCCCCCUGGGAGCCUCCGCUUCGAGCAGCAGCAGCAGCCCCGGCAGCCCGGCCCAUGGCGGCGGCGGCGGCGGCAGCAGCAGCAGCAGCAGCAGCAGGUUUGAGUUCCAGUCCCUGCUCAGCAGCCGGGCGCCGGGCGUGGAUCCCACCUGCGCCCGGCUCCGCGCGUCCGAGAGCCCUGUGCACCGCCGCGGCUCCUUCCCCCUGACUGGAGCGGGCCCCUCGCAGGCGCCACCGCCCCCGCUGCCCGAGGAGGACCGCAUGGACCUGAACCCGUCCUUCUUGGGUAUUGCCCUGCGCUCCCUGCUGGCCAUCGACCUGUGGCUGUCCAAGAAGCUGGGGGUGUGCGCAGGGGAGAGUUCGUCUUGGGGCAACGUGCGGCCACUCAUGAAGCUGCUGGAGAUCUCUGGACACGGCAUCCCCUGGCUGCUGGGCACCCUCUACUGUCUGUCCAGGAGCGACAGCUGGGCCGGGCGCGAGGUGCUGAUGAACCUGCUCUUCGCCCUGCUGUUGGACCUGCUGCUGGUGACCCUGCUCAAGGGGCUGGUCCGCAGGCGCCGCCCCGCACACAACCAGAUGGAUAUGUUUGUCACCCUCUCUGUGGACAAGUACUCCUUCCCCUCAGGCCAUGCCACCAGGGCCGCCCUGGUGUCGCGGUUCAUCUUGAACCACCUGGUGCUGGCCAUUCCUCUAAGAGUGCUGGUGGUACUGUGGGCCUUCAUCUUGGGCCUCUCCAGGGUCAUGCUGGGGCGGCACAAUGUCACCGACGUGGCAUUUGGCUUUUUUCUGGGCUACAUGCAGUACAGCAUCGUGGUCUAUUGCUGGCUUUCACCGCACAAUGCUCCAGUCCUCUUUGUACUGUGGAGCCAACAAUAACACCAUCUCAUUCGUUAUGGCACCAGGAGAUCUGAGGGUUUCCACAUGCGAUCAUGCCGACAUAAACCAGCAGCCAUUCCACUUGUCCCUCUUAGGACAUUUCGUGCUUCCUUUGGGAUUCCAGGUGUCCUACCAUCUUGAUGGCCUGCUAGGCUGGAGCACAUGCUGGCCAUUACUGAUCACAGCCAUACUACAGAAAGCAAAAAUCCCUCUAUGAUAUAUGUAUUCAACAACUGUUUGUAUCUCCAGGACAACUGCAAAGAAACCAGGCUGGGGUGAUUAUAAUGUUGCUGUUUUUUAAAAGUUGACAUCAGUAAAAUUGUAUUUUGUAGUAAUCCUGUAAGUUAACAUAUCACUUGUAAAUUGAACUUUGAAAAGGAAACAUAAUCUUCAUUCUGUAAAUAUACAUGCAGAUAAGCCACAUACUAAUCCUAGUUCUUUUCCUAAGGUAGAUUUUAAACAUUUAUUGGGGAAAUUUCCCCUUAUUCCUGCUUUUCUUGGUAAGGCUUUUUUAGUUUAUUGUCUCUUCCAUCUUUGUAGACUUUGUAGUGAGAAGAGAGGUUGUAGCACAUGUCUUUCUCUCCUUUCCUUCUACCUCCUCAAAAGAUCUUUAAAUUUAUAUUUAUUUCCCACUACUCUCUAAUAUUGUCUUUUAGCAUUAAGAGAACAAGCUAAGAACUUACUUGAAGAAACCCUUAAAGAUGGGCAUAUCUAUAAUCCGUAUAGAAAAGGAAGGAUUGGACUAUGGCCUCAUGCUUAAUUAUGUUGAGAACCAUUAACAUGGCAUGAGAGAAGGCAGAAAAGCUAAGCUGCUGAGGAGGUCAAAGGAAGUGAGAGUUUGGGGGUAGGCUAACCACAUACAAUGUCAGUGGACUAGUAUAGCAAGAGAUGGGGCUCUGCUGCCCAUCCUCUCUACUGAAUAAAGAAAAAUGUUCCUCUACUGAGGUAAUAAAAUGGGAAAAUAAUGUGUAAAAUUUUUCAUAUAUACACAAGGAUGACCUUGUAUAUUCGUUUUUCAUAUGGAAGUCUGUUUCCCUGUUUAUAGCACAAUUUAUUUAGAUAACAGUAUUUAAUUUGAAUUUCAUCAGUGGAGUCUGCAGCUAUACCAGGCACAAGGUAUAAUUAACUCCUAAAUUUCCGUUUACAAUGACCUUUACAUUUUUUUUAUGACCUUUACAUUUAAAGCAGUUUAUCCAUGGUGCCUCCCUAAAUCACAAGACCAAAGACCACCAAAUGCAGGAAAGUCCGAAAAGGUAUAUGCUUAAAAUGCUGCUCUACCUGAAAAUACGAACCUUUAAAUUACGUAUACAAUUGGUGUCUUCAAAAAUCUUAAUGACCAAUUAUUUUGACAUUUAUAAAUAGAAAGAAUUAUGGCCUUUGAUCUGUCAUACAGAGGUACACAUAGGAACCUGAAGAAUGGCUAUGAAGAGUAGGCUCUGAUUGGGAUGGAAAUGUGAACUCUGUCAGUAUCAGAGGCACAAUGAAAGAAGAACAGCUACUCCAAAAUAAAAUGAAAUCAUUUGUUUUCCCACAACAUCCUGAACACAGACUACCUCUCACUUGCUGAAUCAGACAAACUGUGAAACCAUAAGUGGUUUGUUUUAUUGUUUAAUCUUAGAAAGAUCCCUCAUUUUAAUUGCAGCAAUAUUCAGGCCAGAUAUUUGGAAGCAUGAUAUUUCCUCUUGCAGAGCCCACAAGUCUGAAUAUUGGCUCAAAAUAAGGCUUACCUUCUGGUUCCUGGUUAUACUUCUGGAACUCCCUGUCUUAGUUGCUGAGGCCUGAGUUGGCUGGCUUUUAAAGCACAGAUCAAUUCACCCUGUUUUUGGAGCAUCCUAAGUACUGUAAAGUAGAAAACUGAUUUCACUGUUAAUUAAUGUAUACUGAGGAAUGCUUUUUGGAAGUCAAAAUAAAAUUAACAAAUAAUGUUGCAAGAAGUGCGAUGAAAACUUGUUUAAUUCUUGCCUUGAUGAGGAAGACUGAUUUAUCACUCAACUUCUCAAGAAUUCCUUCACUUUACUGCACAACUUUGAGAGCUUGCAAUUGAUAUAGCCUAGUCUAUUUGCUGUCAAAGAGGGACAAAACCAGUAAGUUCUCUUGAUUUCAUAGCUGCAUGUAUGAUAAAACCACACCAUUUGUCACUUGUAUGGAGGUUAACCAGAUUUUUCCAUAGCCAUAACCUGUUGGCAUUUGUGCUUAUAAUCAUGGACAGGAGAAAAGCUCCUAUAGCUUGGAAGCAAAGUUGCAAUGACAGCCUGUCACUAACUACAAAUGGAAGCUGAAAUAAGAGGAAUGACUGACCCCAAACAGGAACAAUGGAGUCACUCUGCCACAGCAUCUCACUUAAACAGGAUUUGGUGUAUACUUAUGAAAAAGCUGUUUGUUGAUCGAUUGAUUUCCCUUUUGGAAUUGGCAAGCCAGAGGCAUUUCUAUGAGAAAUAGCUUAGAUAAUAUUUGAUUGGUUCAUAGAGAGGGGAAAUUAUUAGAAAGUGAUACGGCUUUUUGAAAUUAAAUUCUUCCCUGGUUAUUUAAGGUUUUUUUAAAACCUUUCACAACAUCUUUAUCCUGGAAAAGAAAAGAAAAUCCUUCGACUUAAUGCUAGGUUAUUUUUUAAAAAAACAGAAAAUUCAGGAUAAAGCUAAGAAACAAGUUGGCUUUGGGGGCAAAAAAACGGUUGGAAGAGGUUGAGCUGAAUUAAAGGUUAAGAAGUCCGGAAAGACCAAUGUAGAGAAUCUUAGGGACAGAGUAUGAUUUAUUCCAAAAGAUAAUGAUAUAUGUGUGCUGAGGUGGGGAGGGGUGGUGGAAACGAC
Messenger RNA from Hipposideros armiger (great roundleaf bat), 3926 nucleotides. It is a transcript of the gene PLPP6, whose product is annotated as phospholipid phosphatase 6. The coding region runs from base 214 to 1119 and encodes 301 amino acids. Lineage: Eukaryota; Metazoa; Chordata; Mammalia; Chiroptera; Hipposideridae. The record is from RefSeq and is a predicted model, not a curated record. The transcript has a single exon. Gene Ontology annotation, molecular function: sphingosine-1-phosphate phosphatase activity.